GGCAUCACCAUCGUCACCAUCACCAUCACCAUCACCAUCACCACAGCACCACCUCACCAUCUCACCACGCAGGGACAGCUCAGCUCGAAGCAGUCGUCACUGUCGUAUUGACCCUCUACUUUCCGCAGCAUACAUUCCCUGUCCCGCAUCCAGAGAUCAAAGAAGGCCACCAGGUGUUUCCAGACCCAUCGUGCCCCGUGCUGCACCACGCCCCUCACACGACCCUUGACCAAGACUAGCUACGGGCCCCUCAGCAGAAUCCAUUGCGUAUCACUUAUGAGCAACACCGCAUUCUCACCCACCAUCACGUAUACAUAGCGUCUCAGACUCCACCAUCAUGGAGGAACAGCUCGCACAGGCAGUAGAAAUAGCAUCCAACCCAACAGCAGUACAAGAUGCAUCCCUGCCGGCCCAGGCACUCAACUUCCUCGAGCACCUCAAGUCCAUCACUCAUGAGAGUUGGAGCGCAGGUUGGAAUGCCUUUUCCUCAAAGACGGAAGAUGGCAGCACACCAAAGUACUCUGAGCAGGCUCGCAUGUUCGGUCUGAACCUCGUGGCAGAAUUCUUGGAAAACCACGUCUCGGAAGCAUCAGAUCCGGCUGGAGCAGUCGCAUACCUGCAAGAGUCUGCCCUGCGCUACAUCCAAGAGGACUACGUCACCGGCGCUGCAGACAGAGUGGCAGGAUAUGCCAAGAACAAGCUCGCCCAAGUCCUUACCAUGCUCCUGCUUCAGACCUACAGUCUCCCCCAGCCUGCUACUCUUCUUCCCACCUUGAUUGGCCUCAUGCGGACGCGGUCGGACUCGUCCUCUUCGACUUCGACUAUCAAUCCCACCACCACUGACCUGGUUCUACGUGUCCUGCAUGACCUCUCCAUCACGCUAGGAUCCGACGUGACUCUCAGAGCGGUCCGAAGCAAAGACCGCCUGCAACGUGACGGCCUCAUUCGAGACGAGAUUCGGGCGAAUCACGCCGUCACUGUGGCUCAAGCAGUCUGGUCUGUUGUUCGGGAUGGAACCGCAAAGAUUAGUGCAGGAGACGAUGCUCAAGGCUGGGGACCGACUAAAGCCGCCGAGAUUACUGAAAUGGCCAUCAGUGUGGUUGGUGAUUACGUCUCUUGGCUGGAUAUUUCUUUGAUGGUCACACCAGAGACAGUUCCGAUUUUCUUUGCGCUGCUGCAGCAUCAAGUCAUUGGUCUGCGCAAAGCUUCGGCAGAGGCCCUUCUGGAAGUUGUGUCCAAGGGGAUGAAACCCGCCAGCAAGCUCGAGCUGCUUCAGGUCCUUGACCUCACUACCAUCGUUGGAGCCCUCGAAGGCGAAACAAGAGUCACGGACAAUUCAGGGGAUACUGACAGCGUGGUUGAGCUUCGAGAGAGGCUCGCGAGGCUCGCCAAUGGGAUCACAUUGGAACUCGUCAAGAUUCUGGAAGAGUCCGCAACAGAAGAAUCUACCCGAACCACUGCAGAUGAGCUCUUGGUGCGCCAUCUCACACUAAUGCUCGCUUUUCUUGCCGACGAAUACGAUGAGCCUACAGAAUGCGUCCUGAGCGGGACGAACGCUACUCUCUCCUACUACAAGAAGCUCAAGCGGAAACAUGCCAGUGGCAACUUGAAUGCAGCACAGUUGGACGCAUUGGCCCGCGUCGUAGAGGUCGCUUUGUCGAAGAUGAAGUACGAUGACGAAACGGAAUGGACCGGCGCAGGGGCGCAUGACGGGGAUGGAGGAGCAAGUGACGAAGAUGAAGCUCAUUUCAUAGAGCUGCGGAAACAGCUACAAUUGAUCCUGAGUGCGGUGGCCUCCAUCGACGAGACAAUCUUCUCUUCGAGGGUCGAAGGCCUCAUUGGACAGACAUUGAAAGCCGUCCAAAGUGGUCUCAGUGGUACCGGACCACAAAUUACGUGGCAGCAAGCGGAAAUGGCAGUCUUUGCUGCUUACUUUUACGUUGAGGUGCUGAUCAAUGCAUCUGGCCUUCCCAAGAUGGGCGUCAGUGCGAAUACGUUCGUGCAGAUGCCACCUGAGGCUGCCAAGGCGCCGAAGAACAAGUUGUCCCUCUCCAUUUACCCGACUCUGCCACUCAAUACGCUCGGAGAAGCGUUCCAAUCGGUGGUGCAGUCAAACAUUGCAAGCUUUCCACAUCCAGCAGUUCAACUACAGUACUUUGAGUGUCUCAACCGAUACUCAUCCUUCUUCGUCGCCCGGCCGGACAAUCUCUCAGCGGCAUUGUUCGUCUUCUUGGAUCAACGAGGUCUGUACAGUGGGCACACUGGCAUCCGGCACCGCGUCUGGUACCUCUUCUCAAAGUUUGUUAGAGAUGUAGCUGGUAUCAUCCCGCGCGAUUACAUUGAAAAGGUGUUGGACAGCAUGAGACAAAUCUUGGUCAUCAAUGCCGAGAUGCCUCAAUGCGACUCCGACGAGGACCCUUUGGCAAAGGCCACAGAGUCCGCAGGUCCUUUCGAUAGUCAAUUGUACUUGUUUGAGAGUUGCGGGUGCCUCAUCUCAUUGCUCAAGACUGUUCCCGAUGAGCAGACGGCCUUGCUGAAAGCCGUAUGCGAUCCUCUGAUGGGCCAACUGCAACAAGCUGUACAAAGCUUCUCGACGGAAGGCCGCAACCUGAGAGAGGUGCUACAGGCCCAUCACCUCAUGCUGGCGCUAGCCAACAUUGCCCAAGGCUUCCCUGACCUCGCUCACAACGCCCUGACGCCAGCAGACGCGGGCUGGGUGGAAAUCUUCAAAUCGGUCACCGAGCAGAUUUUGAUCGCUCUGAGAGCUCUCAACCGCUUCAGCAUCAUCAGGGAAGCUUCUAGAGGUGCCUUCGCACGGAUUGUUGCCACCACUGGUCAAGCGGUGCUGCCCUUCAUACCCAACCUUAUUCAGAGCCUAUUGGGAGAGAUUACUGCGGUCGAGCUUAUUGACUUCCUUAGCUUUCUUGGUCUUGUGGUGACCAAGUACAAGACGAAUGUCCAGCCAAUGAUGGAUGAACUCUUAGCUCUCCUCAUCGAGAGAAUCUACCACUUCCUCAACCAAGACAUUUCAGGUACCGAUGAUGCACUCCAGCGAACAGAGCUGCAGCGUGGAUACAUCAGCUUUGUGUCCACUCUCGUCACUACUGGUCUGGACGGUGUCUUGACAUCAGAGAGAAAUCUGGCCCAGCUACAGACCAUUCUGCAAAGCAUCGUCUUCUAUGCUGCAAAUGGGGACGCCAGCUGUCAGCGAGCCUCAUUCCACAUCUUGAGCCGCUUAGUCCUUCUGUGGGCUGACGAUGGGAAGUUGGUCCAGCCGGGCCACUCUGCCAACGGACACAGCGGGAUGAACGGCACUCCGAAGGUACCACAGCCAGUGAAAGUGCCGGGUUUCGAAGCCUUUCUCUACGAGACUGUCGUGCCGUUGACCUUUGAGGUGCCCGCCAAGGCCACUUUUGACUUCAACGACGCCCAGGCACAGAUGGUGCUGAGCGAGAUCUCCACGCUGCUGAAGACAAUCCUGAGCGCCAGGGGGAGUGAGCUGCAGAGGUACUUACUCGAAGUCUUCUUUCCGGGCAUUCAGUGCCCAGAAAGUAUGGCCCGGGACUUCGUCGGCAAUCUAGAGCAGUUGGACGUCAAGAAGUUCAAAGUGUAUCUGCAGGGGUUCAUCAAGGCAUCUCGGGGCGGCGCCUAGAGGGGCAGGACGGAGGAGGGCAAGUGUACAAAGUAGAGGGGGGAGGGUGCCAGUGCUGCUUGUUGCCUAUGCCUUGUUCCUCACUUCAACACCUGCACUAGCACAGUUGUUCACUACGAUCACCAACAUCUUGAGCAAUGACAGCCUUUGCCAAUC
Microstroma glucosiphilum is the source of this 3808-nucleotide messenger RNA. RefSeq names its product Exportin-T. Gene Ontology annotation, cellular component: cytoplasm; nuclear matrix; nuclear pore. Gene Ontology annotation, biological process: tRNA re-export from nucleus. Gene Ontology annotation, molecular function: tRNA binding; small GTPase binding. The coding region runs from base 338 to 3652 and encodes 1104 amino acids. The transcript is spliced from 4 exons. The record is from RefSeq and is a predicted model, not a curated record. NCBI's taxonomy places the organism in Eukaryota, Fungi, Basidiomycota, Exobasidiomycetes, Microstromatales, Microstromataceae.